UUUGUGGCCAGCAGAGGAAAGAUCACCUCCCAUCUGGACUAGUGUGGCUCAAAUCUGCACAGAGGCAGAAUAACUCCCGUAAAGGGUGAUUUCUAUAAAAGUGUCGACUUCAGUGUGGUUUAUCGUCAUUUUGUGGCUUUUAUUUUGGAGUCAGAUGCCAGUGGCACAUGCAUGAGUUUGAGUUAUCUCUCAGGAAAAGGAAACACCUCCUUCUCAACACAUGUGAGGACCGUUUCUGGCUGGUCCUCCUCCUCUAAAGGAUGACAGGGAAUGGAUCAUAUUGGAGGGCUGCUCCCUCUCCAGCAGCUACAUCAGCUCCUUUGUCACGAACACUGAGUGACCAACAACCUCUAACUGCUCCUGCGUCCAAAUUAUGGGAUCUUAUCUAAGUGUUGACAGACCAGGCUCAAAUUUGGAUCUAAAUUCUUUGUUUUUUUAGUGGAAACUUUGUGUUAGUCAAGCUGUGCAGUUCUCAUCCGGGACCAAGGAUCUGUCUUGGUGUUGGAGUUCAGUGUGUAACAGAAAGUCCUGGAGAUGGUAGAUAUUUGAACCCAUAGUGAACCAGGAUGGAGCCUGUUAAGAGAGACAUGGAGCUGCUUAGUAACAGCAUGGCGACCUACGCUCACGUCAAAGCCAAUCCAGAGAGCUUCGCCCUCUACUUCAUGAUGGGUGUCUGUUUCGGCCUGCUCAUGGCACUGUGCCUCCUGGUGGCUGGCAUCGCCUGCAGGACUCGCCGCCACAGCAGACCUCCCCCUUCCCCAGAAAGGAGACAGCUGAAGGAGUCCAGCGAGGAAGAGGAGGAUGAGGAUGAGGAUGAGGAGGGCAUCGCAGAGGAAGAUGGGGAGGAGGCGGAGAUCCCUAAAGUGACAAUGGGGCCCAUGAGUGAUCACAGCAGCCAGUCUAACGGGACUCUGAGGAGUGUGAACGUGUUUGCGUCAGCUGAGGAGCUGGAGAAGGCACGACGUCUGGAGGAGAGAGAACGAAUAGUCAGGGAGAUCUGGAGGAACGGGCAGCCGGACAUUCUGGUCACAGGGACAGGGACUAUUGGACGAGUGCAUUACCACUAACAGACACUUUGACUGUGCCCUAAAGAUCCACCUCACUGAAUGCAAAGGGAAGGACUGAUUUUUGGGGCGACCCAAAGUGUUUGGUAUUAAAAUAAGGGACUGUAUGAAAAUGAUUGGGGUAGUGAGAGGGACUGAUGAUAUGUUUCUUACUUUUUCAAAACCAAAGCCCUCCCCAGGGUCAUUCAUGUUUAAACUCUCCUUUUGAUUUUCACACAAGAUUAAACAAAAUAAUAUACCUGUUAAAUUAGUCCAACUUCUUUAAUUGUGGACCCCAAUUUAAACCCUAAAAUAUCACCUGAACUUCUAAUGUGCAUAUGAUUAUAACACUGAGCGACACAGAGACUUCACAGCAUAAAAAAAAGUUAAAUAAAAUAAAAAAUGUAAGAAAGAAAUAGCCUUCCCCUUUUCUGACCCCCUCUCUCCCCUAAUGACUUUCAUACAAUCCCUAAAUAAAUAAGACAUUAUGAAAUAAGUAAUCAUGUGAGAAAAUACACACAAAAUAUGCAAUAUAUUUAUGAUAUUUUUCAAUACAUUUUUGAAACUUGGUUCAAUGUUAGGAAAUGUAAUUUUAGCUCUAUUGAUAUAGGAAGAAGCUGUUUGUCCUGAUUAAAAAUGACAUGUCAUCAAAUCAAAUUGACAUAAAACCGAUUUUGUAUGCAGCAUAUUUGGCUUCAUCUGUAUUUUACCAAAUCUUUGCGAUGUGAAUCAAUAAAACUUUAACCACUUUUUCAA
This is a messenger RNA of Sander lucioperca (pikeperch), 1799 nucleotides long. It is a transcript of the gene eva1bb, whose product is annotated as eva-1 homolog Bb (C. elegans). Bases 567 to 1067 code for a protein of 166 amino acids. The record is from RefSeq and is a predicted model, not a curated record. Lineage: Eukaryota; Metazoa; Chordata; Actinopteri; Perciformes; Percidae. The transcript is spliced from 3 exons.